AUGUACUCUAAGAGUGAUCCGUUUGCAAAGCUUUACUAUAGUGGCCCACAGGAAAAUUCACAAACUUUGAUAUCAACUGAUUUUUCAUGUCUCGGUUCAACUGAAACUAUUCAGAAUAAUCAUAACCCAGUAUUCAAAACCAAGUUUAGUGUUCAUUAUUACUUUGAGUGUGUGCAGAAAUUAUAUAUUGAAAUAUUUGAUGAAGAUACAGGAAAUAGUAAUAGACUUAUUGGAAAGACCAAAGAAUUUACUCUAUCACAAGCUGUUUGUGCUAGAGAUGGUAAAUUAAAAUUAGAUUUGGUUUUGAAGAGUGGAGAAGUUAAAGGUGAAGUUUUUGUUCAUGUUGAGAAGGUGGUGAGACAAUCUGAUUCGAAUGUAGAUGUUGUUGAGGCUGAAAAGAAUGCCAUGAUGAUCCGAUUUGCAAAUAUGAGCUUGGAUGAAUUGAAUGGUUUACAUUCUGAGAUACCAUUAACUGUUAACUCGGAAAUGAAAAUUAUUUCAUUCGAAUGUAGAGGAAUUGGGUUAGACAAGAAGGAUUUACUUGGAAAAUCAGAUCCAUAUUUUUAUUUUGAGAAGGAUGUGGCUGGAAGAAGAGUCCCUCUCUAUACUAGUGAAGUUAUCUGCAAGACAUUGAACCCGUCUUGGUUACCAUUCAAAAUCAAUCUUGAUGAGUUCAAUAACGAUUAUCAAAAGGAAAUAUUUGUAAAAUGCUUUGAUAAGGACAAAUUUUCUAAAGAUGAUUUGAUAGGAGAGUUCAGGUUCACUCUAGAUCAAGUAUUGAAUAACAAGGUAAAGCAAUUUGACUUGAUUGAGCCAACCAUACAACUAAAGAAGAAGAAGUACAAAAAUUCUGGAAUAUUUGAGUUUUCUUUAUGUGCUAUUGAUGUGGUACAAGUUCCAAUUCCCAAUCCUAUCCAUGAAAUAUAUGAAUCAACAAUUGCACGAAAGGAAAACAGACAAACUGAAUUUUUGGAUUAUCUGUUUGGAGGAUGUAAUAUUUCAGUAUCAGUUGGAAUUGACUUUACAGCAUCAAACGGUACUUACACUUAUCCCUAUUCCCUCCACCAUUUGAACGCCAAAAACAAGAAUGAUUAUCAACAAGCUCUUGAGCAAGUAUUGCAUAUUUUGGAGCCUUACGAUUCUGACAAGAUGUAUGGCGCUUAUGGAUACGGUGCUACUAUAGAGAAGGAAUCCAAAAUGCACCCAAUGUUUAACCUUUCACUUUCUGAUAAGGAAGAAUUGUGUGGAGCUGAAGAAAUUCUGGAUGCUUACGUUAAGGCAGUUCCAAAAUUAAGUUUUGGAGAUAUGGGCUCUGCUACCAAUCCAAAAACUGGAAAGGCAUAUCGUGGUGAUGACUUUUAUCGUGUAAUUGAACACGUUGUAGAAAAAACUCCUCCAAUAACUCAACACCAACAAUUCUACAAUAUUUUAUUGUUAAUUAUUGAUGGUGAUGCAUUUGACAUGCAAGGCACAAUAGAUUCAAUCGUUGAGGCCAAUGACAAACCAAUUUCAAUUAUCAUUGUUGGUGUUGGUGAUAGUAGAUUCCCUAGUUGUAGAAAAUUCGACGCAGAUGAUGAACCACUCGUCCACAGCAAUGGAAAGAAGAUGACCAGAGACAUUGUUCAAUUUGUGAGCUUUUCAAAAUGCUCUAAUUUAACAGAAUUGGCCUCAGAAGUCUUAGCCGAAAUACCUAAACAAAUGGUCACAUAUUUUGAAUCGAAAGGUGUUCUUCCAAAUCCAAGACCAAACACUACCCUCUAUUAA
Naegleria gruberi is the source of this 1764-nucleotide messenger RNA. RefSeq lists its product as uncharacterized. Lineage: Eukaryota; Heterolobosea; Eutetramitea; Acrasida; Naegleriidae. Gene Ontology annotation, cellular component: plasma membrane. Gene Ontology annotation, biological process: cellular response to calcium ion. The record is from RefSeq and is a predicted model, not a curated record. Bases 1 to 1764 code for a protein of 587 amino acids. The transcript is spliced from 2 exons. Gene Ontology annotation, molecular function: calcium-dependent phospholipid binding.